AUGGUCUCGGCAACAGAUCUCGCUCUCCCUAAAGGUGCCUUGAUCCUUGUCACGGGUGCUAAUGGGUUUAUUGCAUCUCAUGUAAUCGAUCAACUCUUGCAAAUAGGGUACCGGGUUCGUGGUACAGUGCGGUCUGAAAAGCCGUGGUUGGAGGAACACUUCCGCCAGGUGUAUGGUCCUGAGCGGUACCACAAUGUCAUUGUAACCGCUAUGGAGGAAGAUGAUGCUUUUCGAGAGGCUAUGGAGGAUGUCUCGGGGGUCGUUCAUGUGGCAUCGGACAUGUCUUAUGACCCAAGGCCAGACCUUGUCGUUCCCCGUGCUGUUGCCGGGACAAUGAAUGUGCUUGAAGCCGCUCAAGAAGAAGGCACUGUGAAACGCGUUGUCCUGACAUCUUCAUCGACGGCAGCUUUGCGUGCAACUCAGAAUUCCGCUGGAAUUGUCGUGGACGAGAACACCUGGAACUACGCCAGCAUUGAAGCUGCCUGGAGCGCCGACACUCCGGAAAAGGAAAAGCCCGGGAUUGUGUACUCUGCUUCCAAAACAAAACAGGAACUUGCGGCCUGGGAAUGGUACAAGGCCACAAAGCCCGGUUUUGUACUUAAUGCAGUGCUGCCGAAUGUCAACAUCGGGCCUACAAUCGCACCGGAAAUACCUGGCUCAACGACGGCUUUGAUUCGCAGUCUUCUUGUUGGAAACACAAUGCCUAUAGAUCUUCUGAAGCCCCAGUACUUUAUCGACGUUCGAGACACCGCACGCUUGCAUGUAGCCGCUUUGCUUGACCGGAAUGUGACCUCCCAGCGAAUCUUUGCCUUCGCACAUGCUGCUAAUUGGAAUGACAUCAUUCCAAUUUUGCGCAGAUUCCGACCGAACAAUCACCAAAUUCCUGACGCCCCCGAAAAUGAAGGGCGAGAUCUAUCCGAUAUUAGACCUCGCGAGCAGGCGAGACAGCUCCUGGAAAGAUUCUUUGGGCAGCCCGAUUGGACUACCCUUGAAGAAAGCUUGAAGUCUUCCAUCGACGGUUUCUAG
This is a messenger RNA of Penicillium maclennaniae, 1026 nucleotides long. RefSeq lists its product as uncharacterized. The transcript is spliced from 5 exons. Gene Ontology annotation, molecular function: oxidoreductase activity, acting on the CH-OH group of donors, NAD or NADP as acceptor. The record is from RefSeq and is a predicted model, not a curated record. Lineage: Eukaryota; Fungi; Ascomycota; Eurotiomycetes; Eurotiales; Aspergillaceae. The coding region runs from base 1 to 1026 and encodes 341 amino acids.